Messenger RNA from Carassius auratus (goldfish), 1460 nucleotides. It is a transcript of the gene ifi44b, whose product is annotated as interferon induced protein 44b. The transcript is spliced from 8 exons. NCBI's taxonomy places the organism in Eukaryota, Metazoa, Chordata, Actinopteri, Cypriniformes, Cyprinidae. Bases 243 to 1133 code for a protein of 296 amino acids. Gene Ontology annotation, biological process: immune response. The record is from RefSeq and is a predicted model, not a curated record.
UGGUUCCUGAACCAGAGAACAAAACAUCGCACGAUCUCAGACUGCUUCUGAGGUAAGAUUCAUCUCCUCAAGAAAAAUCUGUUCAUUGGAAAUAUAAUAAUAAUGUUAUUUGUGAAAAUGAAAAUGUUGUGUUGUGGAAAAAAUGGACUGCUCUAAAUACUGCAUUAAAUCAGGAGUCUUUUUUUUUCUAUGAGUACUUCUACAUCACUUCAAAUAACAAACAGGACAAAGCUGUUGCUAGGAUGUGGCUAUUUGGAGGAUCCAAACAAACCACUCCUCCUCCAUCUCCAGAGUUUCGCAGACCCUGGAGGUCCUUGGACUGGAAUAAGGAUAAACAAAGUCUACUGAAAGCAAUAAACGGGUUCAAACCUAGGACCUCAGAAGUUGGCACUCUGAAAAUUCUUCUAUAUGGACCACAAGGUGCUGGAAAAUCAAGCUUCUUCAACUCUGUGGAUAGUGCUCUCAAGGGCCGCAUCACUACCAGAGCCCUGGCACAUGCAGUAGAAACUGGUCAUAGUUUCACUGUGGAAUGCAAAACAUAUAAAGUGAGGAAGGACAGCCCUGACUCCUACUUUCCUUUCAAUUUCACUGACAUUGCUGGAAUGCACGAAGAAGAUACAGGAAUACAUAGGGAUGACAUCAUCAAAUUAUUAAAUGGUCACAUCAGCAGUGGUUAUACUUUUAACCCAUUUAAACCAAUUACCAAAGAAGACCCGAAUUAUAACAAGAACCCCACUCUGAAAGACAGGAUUCACUGUCUGGUUGCUGUUCUUCCUGCUAACACUGUUUCUUUGAUGGAUGAAACUAAUUUGCCCAUAAUUAGGCAAAUGAUUGAUGUUCGUAAGGAAGCAAGAGACUUGGGCAUUCCUCAAGUCAUAAUCAUGACCAAGGUUGAUGAAUUAUGUCCACUAGUCAAAGAUGAUAUUAGAAAGAUCUACACAAGCAAAAACAUAAAACAAAAGAUGGAAUUGUGCUCUUUGAAGCUGGGAACUCCUGUGAGCUGCAUCUAUCCUGUGAAGAACUACCAUGAGGAACGUACCAUUGAUGACACAAUAGAUAUUCUGAUUUUAGAUGCAUUGAAGAAUAUUAUCAUCUUUGCUGAUGACAAUGUGCAAGAUCAAGUAGACAAGUAGACAGUGAUUAAGUGCCCCUUGAAUCUGUAAGAUUUUUGAAUUACAGGUUCUGUAGGAUGUUUUUCUGAUGAGACAAUUUAUGCAUACAAUUAAAUAUUAAUUAUAUAUAUGUAAAGUACAAAAAACUAUGGUAGCAAAUUACAUCAGUUUAUAGUUAUAUAAUAGUUAUAGCAUUUUAUCAUUUAGCAAGAGAGAUAAAGGUAUUUACAUAUUGUUUGAAUAAUUAUUUAGUGCAUGAUCAGGAUAUACUGUUAUGUGUAUAAAGAAUAGUUUCAGUGCUCUCUGGGUGAGGGAUGCCAUUGAACCUGCUUUUAGAAAUAAAAAUAA